UCAAUAAGUUAACAUGUUUAGUCUAUUGAUUAAGAAAUAGAUUAUAUCUUAAGUUUUUUAUAGCUUGUUGAAAUAAAAAGUUCAAAUGAAAAAAUAACAUUGUUGUGGAAGCAUCAUGAUCAGGUUUCUGAUAUUAUUGGCCUUUUGUGCAUCCGCCUAUGGCGCGGAUCAUAAUUUAUUUAAAAACUGUACAAGAAUUCCGUUUUGUGCCAAAUUGAGGGAUCAAACCGUAGAUGCAGCUUCCCAAUUUGCACUCGAUAUGAUGAAUUUUAAAAAAGUGGGAGAGGUGGCAUACUUUUCUCUAAUUAAUGAGAAAAAUGAGGCGUUGCAGUUGCAAAUUUCAUUAUUGAAAGGAAACCAGGUGAGGAUAAAGAUAGCAGAAGUAAACCACUCGAGACAUGAACUUGUAGACGCUUUAGAUGGGGAGCCAGAUAUCAUAUCCAUCGACAAUAUGAUUGUAAUGGAGGAUUCCAUAUCGAUGACUAAUAGUCCGUCCACCAUUAAUGUAACAGUACAAAAAGGCCCCCCAUUUGCAGUGGUCCUUUAUUAUGGUGAAGGCUUACAAUUGAUGCUAAAUGGAAAUCGUCUAGUAAUGGAAAAUAGCGAUGACAGCAAAGCCUUUGCCUUUGAAGUGAAUUUUGUGGGUGCUAGUAAGUUGUAUGGAUUGUACCAUCACGCUUACAAACUAGCUUUGGGAAAAACAGCCGAUGGUUCUUCAGACCCCUUUCGUUUAAGAAAUUCUGACACUGCUGGUUAUGAAGUUGGUUCAACGAUGGCAUUGUACGGCUCCAUACCAGCAAUUUACGGACACUCGUCUAACAAAACAGUUGGGAUAUUUUUGAAUAAUGCUGCCGAGCAAUGGGUAGAUAUUGAUUAUGAAGGUGACGAAUUGACGAAUGGUAGCGCUUAUUUCAUGGUUGAAAGCGGGACAUUGGAUUUGUUUUUGCUGCCGGGCCCAACGCCUAAGGAUGUUGUCAGGCAAUAUACUAAUUUAACGGGAGUCGCGCAUUUGCCACAGCUGUGGACGCUGGGAUACCACCAGUGCCGAUGGUCUUACAUGACUCAAGAAGACGUGAAGGACGUGGUGGCCAACAUGGUCACAAACGAUUUUCCCAUGGAUGCUAUUUGGCUCGAUAUCGACUAUACUGAGGGAAAAAGGUAUUUCACUUGGAACCCUGACAAUUUCAGUGACCCUAUUGAAAUGCAGAAGAACAUAUCUUACAGUGGCAAGAAACUCGUAACGAUUUUGGAUCCACAUAUAAAAGUUGACGAGGAUUAUCCCGUGUACGUUGGUGCUAAAGAUUAUUUUGUAAAAUGGGCCAAUGGAACAAACUUUCAAGGCGAUUGUUGGCCCGGGCUGUCAAGUUACUUAGAUUUUUUAAAUCCCGAGGCGAGAGACUACUACGCCAGCUGGUAUUCUUACGAGAAAUUUCAGGGAACUACAGAAACGUUAGCAGGAAUUUGGAACGAUAUGAACGAACCGUCGGUGUUUGACGAUUCUCUAGAAAAGACUUUGCCGUUUGAAACAAUUCAUUACGGUAACAUUCUGCACAGAGAUGUCCACAAUAUCUAUGGUUUAAUGCAAACAAAGGCAACUCAUCAAGGCCUUAUGCAGAGAGACAACGGUACAAAGCGUCCGUUUGUUUUGACACGUUCCCAUUUUGCCGGUUCCCAAAGGUACGCCGCCAUGUGGACGGGCGAUAAUACCGCAGGCUGGGACUACCUGGCUAUAUCCUAUGCCGAGUGUCUGAUAUCCAACAUUUUGGGAAUGGUGUUUUGUGGAGCGGAUAUAGGUGGAUUUGCGGGAAAUCCUGAGCCAGAGCUACUUCAGAGGUGGUACCAGGCAGGUGCUUGGUUCCCGUUUUAUCGAGGCCACGCCGAGAACAUCUCUCCUAGACGUGAACCAUAUUUGUACUCUAAAGACGUACAGGAGGUUAUCCGAAAUGCCAUCAAGCUGCGGUAUAAGCACAUACCCGUCUGGUAUACACUUUUCUACGAACACACCCGGUAUGGAGAUCCCGUUAUUAGGCCACUUUUCUAUCAUUAUUCGGAACUUCUGGAACUUGAAACACAUCUGCUGUUGGGGAGUGAUAUACUGGUCAGACCUGUGGUCGAAGCUGGUGUGACGUCAGUGGCGGUGAAUUUUCCAGGUACCGAUGAGAUAUGGUAUAGGGUGGAUGACGAGUCAUGGUCGGUACAUACUGGUAACACGGUAGAAAAUGUCAUUGUUACUAUCAAAGAUUCACCAGUGUAUUACAAAGGAGGGAGCAUAAUUGUGAGAAAAGACACAGAAAAACUGUCCACGAGAGAAAUGCGAGAUGAUCCUUAUACACUUUAUGUCAAUGUGGACUUGAACAACAGUGCCGAGGGUCGAAUCUAUCUAGACGAUUAUACCAGUUUCGAUUAUUUGAAUAACAACCAAUAUCUGUAUAUGAAUAUGGUCUAUAUCCCCGCAACACGUGGAUUGCGUUUUGAGGUGAUCGAUGGAGAUGCCGAAGGAUUGUCGCCCGUUAUUCAACGAAUUGUAAUUUCUGAACCGACGGAGAACGUUUUAGGUGUCAGGAAAACUGUAUAUACAACCACUUCCAAUGGGACUGCUCUUGGCGAUAUUGAUUUCGUGAAGCAAAUGAGAACACUUGAAGGUCGAGACUUAAUUUUAAGGCUGUAAAAGAUAAACCCUGGAAUUGUUGGAACGGAGUAGUUCUAAUGAACAGUAGGCGUUACUUUUUAAAAAUUAGAAAAUGCAAUUACAACUUAAUUUUUCUUGUCAAAAUGUGAAAUAUUUUCUUAUAAUAUCUU
Anoplophora glabripennis (Asian longhorned beetle) is the source of this 2799-nucleotide messenger RNA. RefSeq names its product neutral alpha-glucosidase C. Gene Ontology annotation, biological process: carbohydrate metabolic process; N-glycan processing. NCBI's taxonomy places the organism in Eukaryota, Metazoa, Arthropoda, Insecta, Coleoptera, Cerambycidae. Gene Ontology annotation, molecular function: alpha-glucosidase activity; carbohydrate binding. The coding region runs from base 116 to 2668 and encodes 850 amino acids. The transcript is spliced from 15 exons. The record is from RefSeq and is a predicted model, not a curated record.